This is a messenger RNA of Dovyalis caffra, 489 nucleotides long. NCBI's taxonomy places the organism in Eukaryota, Viridiplantae, Streptophyta, Magnoliopsida, Malpighiales, Salicaceae. The record is from the annotation of a GenBank genome assembly.
AUGGCCCCGAUUGCUGUUGGUGAUGUUUUGCCUGACGGAAAGCUCGCUUAUUUUGACGAGCAAGAUCAGCUCCAGGAAGUGUCUGUACACUCCCUCGCUGCCGGCAAAAAAGUCAUCCUCUUUGGUGUUCCCGGUGCCUUCACCCCUACUUGCAGCUUGAAGCAUGUGCCGGGGUUUAUUGAAAAAGCAGAGGAGCUUAAAUCAAAGGGCGUUGCUGAAAUUUUGUGCAUCAGCGUCAACGACCCUUUUGUGAUGAAGGCAUGGUCCAAAACUUACCCUGAGAAUAAGCAUGUCAAGUUCCUAGCUGAUGGGUCUGCAACUUACACCCAUGCUCUUGGCCUUGAGCUUGACCUGCAAGAGAAAGGACUUGGCACUCGUUCUAGGAGGUUUGCACUCUUGGUUGAUGACCUCAAGGUGAAAGCUGCAAAUAUUGAAGGUGGGGGAGAAUUCACUGUGUCCAGUGCUGAUGAUAUCCUCAAGCAUCUUUAA